CUCUCUCUAUCUCUCUCUCUUCUCUUCUCUUCUCUUCUCUUCUUUGGGCAAGCCGGCCGGCGGCGGCGGCAGUGGCCGGUCGCGAAUGGCGUCGGCGACGCUGCGUCGCCGCCGUCAGCGAAGUGGCCCCGCGCGAGCGGGCGCCGCGGCGUUGGGCGUGGAGGUGGAGGCGAGGCCGUCUCGCGUCGUUUAAGUCCCCGUCUCGGGCGGCGAGGAUGAGGUUGACGUCGACCGCCGCGGGGUGGCGCGUGCCUCUCGGAGUCGUUCACCGCUCGGCACCGGCUUCAUCGACAACCCGCUCAGCACCGGCUUCAGCACCGCGCCGUCCCUCGCUGCCAUCCCCACCAAUCAGUCCGUCGGCCGGUUUUGUCGUAGUGCAGGCGGCGACGGGGAAAGAGAAGGCAGGCGGCGGCCGGCGCGCGAGAGGGCGGCGGUGGUGGGGAGGAAGGGGACAGCUAUCGUUGCACGAUAUUUUUCUGGUGUUGGAUCUGCUGGAAGACUCAUGCGAGUCAUUAGUUGGCAGCAUCGUUGCAGAGAAUGCAAAGCGUUUCUGCUUGAUCUGAAUGAAGCUAUCUGGAGGCAAUGAAGAAGCCAAGCCACCCCUCGCCGAGGAGCAGCGCGACCUCGGCGUCAGCGACGACGGCAAGGUAGUAGACGCCGCCUCGCCGAUGGGCUCAGGGGACUACGAAUCCGACGCGUACGUGGCCUCGGCGGUGUCCCAGUGGACGCCCACAGCCGUGCCAGUGGCGGUGGCGAGGACCUGCUCCCGCGCUUCUUGUGCAGCACAUGGUGGGCGCACCUCGACGACGGCGAGGCCGGUGGCUCCGGCAGCGUUCUGCGUCCACGUGACCCGGAUGAGAAGCUCCUUCCCGAAGUGCAGCGAGGCACCGUACACCGCCGUGGUCGCCGCCUGCAGCUUGCGAUCCAGAGCACCGCCGCGCCCAGAGUCACUGGCGGCGGCGGCGGCGAUGCCGACCGAGCUGUCGCCGAAGCACAACGACUCCCGCGUCGCCUCCGGCUUUGGUUUUUCUUCCGGCGAGAUUAACUGCUGCUUGCUGUUGCUGCUGCAAUAAAAGAGAGAGUUGACGUGGCACGCUGACAUGUGGAGUCCACGUGGGUUCCACGCUGACUCAACCGUCACGUAGGCUAAAAUCAGGGUCAAAACCACCGAGGGACCUAAAGCGAACGUUUUGUUAGUUAAGGGUCGUCCGGUAUUUUUGCGGUUCGUGGACGAUUUUGUAUGUCGAUGACAAGUUGAGGGACCUUGGGUGUACUUUUUCCAAGCCGAAAUGAUGCGGGCCUUUUGGCUCUUUUCUGGGCCCAGCUGAGGCCUAGUCCAGGCGACGCGGAGGCCCAGCUUAUGCACUGGAUCCUUCACAUGGGCAGCAAGAAUGGAAUUUCUGCGGAAAAAGUACAACGAAGGUUCCUCAACUUGUCAUCUAGUAAAAAACGUCCUCAAACCGCAAAAUCAGAUAUCCGGCGUUUCUCAACUUACAAAACCGUUCACUUUAUAUCCUUUUGUGGUUUUGAGUCCGAUUUUAUUCAAUGUGGCGGCUGAGUCAGCGUGGACCCUACGUGUCAGGAUACCACGUCAUCUCUAUCCUCCCUCUCUUCUCUCGCUUCCUUGGUUCCUCCUCUCUCUCUGUCUUCUCUGCCUAGCCAGUCAGCGGGGUGAGAUGGGAGAGGAGGAAGGUGUCCCCACGACGGCGGCCGCCGGCGGCAGCGGGGAAGCACAGCGCGGCAGCCCGGUGGCGGCCAAAGAUGGACUCGGGGACAGCAGCGAGGCGGGAACAACGCGGACGUCGACGGGGAGGCAGGGCAGAAUGCGAUGGCGAGCGCCUC
This is a messenger RNA of Oryza sativa Japonica Group (Japanese rice), 1842 nucleotides long. The record is from RefSeq and is a predicted model, not a curated record. NCBI's taxonomy places the organism in Eukaryota, Viridiplantae, Streptophyta, Magnoliopsida, Poales, Poaceae.